Messenger RNA from Durusdinium trenchii, 2010 nucleotides. The record is from the annotation of a GenBank genome assembly. Lineage: Eukaryota; Dinophyceae; Suessiales; Symbiodiniaceae.
AUGGCCAGCGAUGCCUUGCAUGUAAUUCAAGACUUGCAGGUGAAGCUCCGCCGGACCUCUCAAGAGGUCCAGAGGCAAAAAGAGAAUGUGGCUGAAGCGGAGGCUGCCCUGAGGCAUCAAGCGCAGCGACAUGAGGCAGCGAGGGCUUUGCAUGAGGAGACCUUCCGUCGCCUGCAGGUGGCCUUCCAAGAGCGAGACGCCGAGUGUGCCACCACGGAGCACAUGAGCCGUCAACUGGCCGCCGCCCAUGGGGAGCUGCAGCGCCAGGAGCACCGGCGCCACGCGGAGCGCGUGGCCUUCGUGUCGCGCGAGGUGCACGCAGCGGCGGAGGCGGAGCUGAAGUUCCUCCAAGACGAGGUGGAGAAGGCCAUGGAGAGGAAGGUGGUCUUGGAGCGAAGUUUGGAGGAAAUGAAGGAGGCCAAGGUGAGACGUGAUGAGCUCAUCCGAGACAAGGCGGCGCAAGAAAGUGGGAAGGAACAGAAGGAGGCGAUCUCCGAAGCGAUCCGAAAAGGUAAAGCCUUGUCGAGCAGGGCGGUGGCUGAGGAACAGGCACGAGCUGUUCGAGCUCAGAGAUCUGGUGCUCGACAGUUGCUCAAAGAGAAAGAAUCGAUUGAGGCCCAGCUGGAGGAGACCUAUAAACAAAGUGCUUCCAUUGAAGAACGCCUGGAAGGGCUACGUGAGCAAAACCGUAGGGCUGAAUCUCAAUUGAUCCGCAACAAGGAACAAUUUGAGAAAGAGAGGAAGCAAAAGCUCUCUGAGAUGCGGAAGCAGUCUGCAGCCUUCCGAACCUUUGCUUCGUUGCUGGAAGAAGGAUGUUUAGAUCAUCAAAGUCCUGAGAGGCACGAGCAAGUGGAGCAAGUGAGCAUCAUGGGAAAAUACCAGAUGGAGUUCCAUCCUCCAACCACUUGGCAGACUGGUGAGACCACUUGGACAGCAUGUCCUCCGCCGGUGUCAGCGAUACCAGCCACAGCAGCCGAACGCGGAGGAGCAGUGGCUCGGGCACAGCAGCCGCAGACUGAGGAUCCAGUUCUGACUUGCUCUUUUACCCGACACCAGAGCACGAGUCAGCCUGAUGUUGUUCUUGGAAUUUUGACGUCGAUAGUAUUGGCCUUGGAGAACUUCCAACUCCUUCAGGCCUUAGAUGCCAUUUUCGAGCGAGCACGUGCCAGUGCCGUGCCCGAAGGCUCGUUGUCCACCACGGCCUCCUCCAGGGGCUCCAGUCCACGCCUGACCUCAGGUGGUGGCGACCCGGCACACUUCGAGAAGUUCGUUGAUCUCCACAGAGGCCUUCAAGUUCUGCUUCCCGCAGGAGUGGUCCGUAGCGGUCCGAUGGAAAAGCCGACGGUGAGCACGCAGAGCCUGAUCGAUGGAAGCGUGGACGUCGGAAGAGAGCUGCUUGAGGCACAGCCAGAUCUGCUGAGUUCUCUCACAGAGGAGCAGCGUGUUUCGCUCCUGCAGCACCUUCAUGAGCUGCUUGAGGGCGCUCGACGGCAGAAAUGGCUCAUCAUAUUUACUGGCUUGCGCUUCCAAUCCGGCUAUGCAGGUGUUCCGCGGCGACAUCGGAUCUUUGGAGCGUUGCAACGCAUGAAUGCAACCCAGGGAGAUCAUGGUGUCCACUUCUUCAUGGAGGGCUUCCCUGGUGCUGACAUUGUCCCAGACUUAGCUCCACAAGAGGGUGAAGAAGUGCUGUGGCGGCAGCGAAUGCGCUAUGACAACCGCUUGGUUGACCUUUUGAAGUCCAAAAAUGUGACAAAAGUCGUUCUGGGCGGUUUGAAGACGGGGCAAAGUCUGUUGGCCGCUGCCGAGCUGCUGGCCGAUGAGGGUCUGCUGCUUUACAUCGCGCGCGAGUGCGUGGCCGACGACAAGAUUGAUCGUGGGGAGGCGGUGCUACAGCACGUGCUUCCAUUCCUGGCAGAUGUCUUUCACUUCGAGGAUUUCCGGACGCAGCUGGCGCACGAGAUCAUGAUUGACAUGUUUGUCGAGUUCAAGACCGUGAAGAGAGCUGGCUAG